This is a messenger RNA of Polyodon spathula (Mississippi paddlefish), 662 nucleotides long. It is a transcript of the gene ap1s1, whose product is annotated as adaptor related protein complex 1 subunit sigma 1. The record is from RefSeq and is a predicted model, not a curated record. Gene Ontology annotation, biological process: vesicle-mediated transport; intracellular protein transport. The coding region runs from base 148 to 624 and encodes 158 amino acids. Gene Ontology annotation, cellular component: membrane coat; AP-1 adaptor complex; intracellular membrane-bounded organelle. Gene Ontology annotation, molecular function: clathrin-cargo adaptor activity. Lineage: Eukaryota; Metazoa; Chordata; Actinopteri; Acipenseriformes; Polyodontidae. The transcript has 5 exons.
CUCGCCCCCCCUCCCCCCCCCGGGACAGUAAUGGCAGAGUCGUUUCGGAGAUUUUAACCAGCUCGCUCCAGGAAAGCAGCGCCGAUCGAUCUGAGCCCGGAUAGAGCCGAACCGCUUCGGGACCGGUCCAUAUAUCUCACGCACGACAUGAUGCGCUUCAUGCUGCUGUUCAGCAGACAGGGGAAGCUGCGUUUGCAGAAGUGGUACACGCCCACCUCGGAGAGAGACAAGAAGAAGCUGGUUCGGGAGCUCAUGCAGAUGGUUCUGGCCCGCAAGCCCAAGAUGUGCAGCUUCCUGGAGUGGAGGGACCUGAAGAUCGUGUACAAGAGGUACGCCAGCCUGUAUUUCUGCUGUGCAGUGGAGGAGCAGGACAACGAGCUCAUCACUCUGGAGGUGAUCCAUCGCUUCGUGGAGCUGCUGGACAAAUACUUCGGCAGCGUCUGUGAGCUGGAUAUCAUCUUCAAUUUUGAGAAGGCCUACUUCAUCCUGGACGAGUUCCUGAUGGGGGGAGAGAUUCAGGACACCUCCAAAAAGAGUGUUCUGAAAGCCAUAGAGCAGGCUGACCUAUUGCAGGAGGAGGAUGAAUCACCCCGCAGUGUUCUAGAAGAGAUGGGACUGGCGUAGUGGCUCUAGAACCCAAAACAUAGUACCCAGUUGAAAUA